Messenger RNA from Brassica oleracea var. oleracea, 1119 nucleotides. Its product is annotated as monoacylglycerol lipase ABHD6-like. The record is from RefSeq and is a predicted model, not a curated record. The transcript has 4 exons. Lineage: Eukaryota; Viridiplantae; Streptophyta; Magnoliopsida; Brassicales; Brassicaceae. Bases 59 to 1006 code for a protein of 315 amino acids.
AAAUCACUCAUCUUUCCACCAAAAAAAAAAGAGAGAGCCAAAAAACAGCAGUAGCACAAUGGUCAACUGGGUCGAGGCACAAAAGCCAUUGCUGAACGGUCUUAUGAAAAUGGCCGGUGUCGUUCCCUACACUUUAGAGAUCGAACCAGGAACAAAGAUGAACUUUUGGGUUCCUAAAGAAAUCCUAAAGAAGAAAUCCCGUACCGGAAAACCAGCCAAACCGGAUAAACCAACCAAACCGGCGAUUUUAUUAAUCCACGGCUUCGCAGCUGAAGGAAUCGUAACGUGGCAGUUUCAAGUCGGUGCAUUAUCCAAGAAGUACUCGGUUUACAUACCGGACCUCCUCUUUUUCGGUGGUUCCUACUCCGAUAACUCUGACCGGUCUCCGGCGUUUCAAGCCAACUGUUUGGUCAAGGGGCUUCGUAUCCUCGGUGUGGAUAAAUUUGUUCCCGUAGGGUUUAGCUACGGUGGCAUGGUGGCUUUCAAGAUUGCCGAGGCUUACCCGGAGAUGGUUAGGGCAAUGGUUGUGUCCGGUUCGAUACUCGCGAUGACCGACUCCAUUAGUGAGUCGAGCUUGAACCGGUUAGGGUUUAGUUCUUCCAAGGAACUCUUGUUACCGACUUCGGUUAAGGAACUUAAGGCUCUCUUCACCAUUGCCGUGCAUAAACCCUUGUGGUUUCCCAAACGAUUGUUCAAAGACUUCAUUGAGGUGAUGUUCAACAACAGGAAAGAAAGAGCUGAAUUAUUAGAGGCUGUUGAAGUCAGCAACAAGGACGUGACAAUACCUCAUUUCCCAUGGAAAAUACAUUUAUUGUGGGGUGAAAGUGAUCAAAUCUUUGACUUCGAGUUAGCUAAAAACAUGAAAACAGAAUUAGGUGAGAACGCAACAAUAGAAAGCAUAAAGAAGGCAGGUCAUUUGGUGCAACUGGAAAGGCCUUGUGUUUACAAUAGGCGCCUCAAAAAGUUUCUUGCAUCCGUUCAUUCUGAAGAAAAACUCAUUCAAUAAACACAUCUUAGGAUGUUAUUAAGUUAUACUUAAUCUUGAUAUAUAUAUAUGAAAUAUUUAUCUCAAAAGUGAAUAAUCAUUUGGUUUGGUUUGUUUGAUUUUUUUUCUGUUAC